This is a messenger RNA of Ictalurus punctatus (channel catfish), 2484 nucleotides long. RefSeq names its product interferon stimulated exonuclease gene 20-like 2 (gene isg20l2). The coding region runs from base 222 to 1133 and encodes 303 amino acids. The transcript is spliced from 4 exons. The record is from RefSeq and is a predicted model, not a curated record. Gene Ontology annotation, cellular component: nucleus. Gene Ontology annotation, molecular function: nucleic acid binding; 3'-5'-RNA exonuclease activity. Lineage: Eukaryota; Metazoa; Chordata; Actinopteri; Siluriformes; Ictaluridae.
GCUUGUUUGGGAUUCGGCCUAUGAGGAAAGACUGCCCUCCAACCCGGAAGUGCAUCCAACCCGACUCGUGCACAUGGAAGAUGCACAGAACAUCCACAUGCAGGGGCUAAAUAAACAGUUCGGCCGAGUAUCACUACUGGACUGAACAGCUCUACCCUGUAAUGAAGAGAACUUCUUGUAACGUUGCAGUUAUUCUGUGGAAAUAUUUGUUGUCUUGAAGUAUGUCAGGAAUUAAUGUUAACUUGGACUUCAGUGGCCCUGGCCGUAAUGAGUGCCAAGAGAAAGCCAGUGGAAAUGCCAAACACGAACAAUUCAAUAGAAAGAGGCGCUACCUGGAGCGUAAAGGUUUGCUGAAUAAAAAGCAAAACACAAAUAACAGUCAAAAAGGAAAAUGCACAAAGAAUCAUUUGCAUUGGAAAAGAAGGGACCAUUCACAAGCCAGUGCUGUUUUCCCAAAAUUUACUACUCUACAGCCCGAAUUGUCCGCAAAUUCCCCCAAUUUCAUGCAAGCCCACCAUGGGAACUCUGCGACCAUCAAGAAAUUCACAGUGCCUUCAAAGUCAACAUCUAGAGCAGGAUUCAGUUCAGUACUGCACAACCCGAUGAAAUAUGUAGCCCUUGACUGUGAGAUGGUAGGGACAGGGCUCAAAGGUCAUUGCAGUGAGCUGGCCCGCUGCAGCAUAGUCUCCUAUGAUGGGGACGUAAUUUAUGACAAGUUCAUCAAGCCUGUUAAUCCAGUUACAGAUCUUCGCACUCCCUGGAGUGGAGUGAGAUGGCGAGAUCUCCAUAAUGCAACACCCUUCAAACGAGCCCAGAGAGAGAUUGUAAAGAUCCUCACAGGGAAAGUGGUUGUGGGCCAUGCUGUCCAUAAUGAUUUUAAGGUUUUGCAUUAUUUCCAUCCUGUCCACCUCGUGCGAGACACCUCACGCAGUCCCAUCCUGAAUCGGAAAGCUGGUCUUCCAGAAAACAAGUCUGCCUCUCUGAAGACCCUCACAAAGAUUCUCUUGAACACGGAUAUACAGAUGGGAAAGGGAGGCCACUCUUCAGUAGAAGACGCAAAAGCCACCAUGGAGCUAUAUAAAACAGUAGCAGUGGAAUGGGAGAUGACUUUAGCUUUAAAUACUGCUUCCUAGAGAAAAAACCUGCUGGGUGAUGCCAAGUUUUCUACUUAAUUAAUGCUCAGUGUUUUAAGAAUGAGAUUUCAGCCUUUAAACCUAAACUUAAUCCUAGUUUUAAAUACAAAAAAGCUCUCCAACCAAUUUUAAAACUGUUAAUGCUACUUCCACAGUUUGAAAUGAUUGUUGUUCAGGUGCUAGUUGACAACUUAUCAUAACAACAUAUCUAAAUAAAACAGUAAACUGCAAUGAGUGGUUAGUAACGAUUUGGUGAGUUCAACUCUAAUUUCAGUUGUCAUUGUAGAGUUUAAUCUAGAGUAAUCAAUUUCUGUGUGAGUGCAGUCGGUGUCUUUUUGGUGUUCAGGCAGGUUGGUGGCACAUCUGGAACUGGGGGGGGGAGGGGGGUGCCGGAUGGCGCCGGAUGGCAGCAUGUCUGAUGGCACGCCUGGGAACGUUGGAAUGGGUUAGUCUCUACACCCUCUCUACCUUUAUUUUUUAUAUAAGUCUGGGUUGCCUUUUUUAAGCUCUUGUAAAUUCUCUACAAGAGGAGUAAAUUACAACCAAAGCCGCCUACAUCACCAAUCCUUCAAUGAAUCAUACAUGCAGGCUUCUAGUCCUAAAAUCCUUCUCAUACAUCACUUAGUCAUUGAUUCCAUGCCAUGUAUGGUAUGGCUUUUCUGCUUUAAUAUUUGGCGAACAGUCAGCUUGUGUAGUAUGUUUGCUAAACUGUUCUUCACAGUUGGCAAAUAGGGUUCUGAGUCAGCUACUGGCCAUCUAUAUUCACAGGGUGGUCAAAAAAAAAAGUCUGUUCAGCAGUUAUUUCAGCACACAUUACACCAAAUUGUAAGUUCUACUUGCCAAGCUGUUACAAGAGGGAACAACUGGAUCAUAUUUAAUUUUAUAUCAUUGAGUUUAUGUAAAGAUUGUUUGAAGAUUGUCUCAUAUUUCCUUUAGAAGAAUCAAAUGAUUUUAGCUGGAAAACUUAGUCUUGCUGGAAGGUGAUGGCAGACACAACUGUGGAUGUGGUAUGCUAAAGCUAGGUACUUUUGAUGCAAGUUCAUACUUUCCUAGUAGUGGUUUGGAAACAGCGGGUGCUGAUGGAACGGUUACCAGUUAGACGAACCUAUUUUUAUCCAUGUGUCAGUCUGAAUGGUGUGCAGAUGUGUUGGUUUUGUAACUGUCUGAAAGUUAAAAAAAAAAAAAAAAAGUUACCUAAUCAGUAAUUUUGCUUAGAUUACGCUAAUAUUAGAAGAGUAAUUACGCUAAUAUUAGAGACUUUGUUGACUUUGAAAACAUGCAGUUUUUCAGCAUUCCCACUUGUAACCAUGUAAGAUGGACAUUAUAAAUUGAUCUUUACUUAACUUUGAAA